UCGAAGAGAUAGCCAGCGUUGUCCAAUGCAAGCACCACCAUGCUCGAAUGGCUUGCCUCGACUAUUCAAUCACCAGCAGCAAAUCCUGGACGAGCUCUCCUCCAUGGAUGUUCUCUCGGCGCUGGACUGGAUGGACCACUCGCGCCUCCCAAUCACAGUCCCACUCUACGAGUCCCUCAUCCGGCGCUGCGCGAAUCCACACUCCCUGGAGGCCGGGCGAUCCAUCCACGCCCACAUCCUCCGCCACGGCUAUGGCGGCGAGCGAUUCCUCCUCAACACCCUCGUCGAGAUGUACUGCAAAUGCGACAGCCUGCGCGACGCCACCGCCGUAUUCGAGCUCGUCGCCUGCGAGAGGAUCGCGUUUCCCUGGAACAUCCUCAUCGCGGCAAAUGCCCAGAGGGGGCAAAGCCGCGAAUCCAUCGCGCUCUACCGCCGGAUGAGCUGCGAGGGAGUGAAGCCCAACGCGAUCACGCUGGUGAGCGUGCUGGGCGCCUGCGCGAACCUGGAAGACCUAAAAACCGGCCGCGAGAUCCACCGCUCCCACGUCCUGGGAGCACGGAGCCGUCCGUACGAGCGGCCCAUGCCGGUGGACGCGGUCAUGGCCACCGCGCUGGUGACCAUGUACGGGCGGUGCGGCAGCGUCGCGGACGCGCGGGCGGUGUUUGAGGGCAUCUGCGGGAGGGAUCUCGCGGCAUGGAACGCCAUGGUGGCGGCAUAUUCCCGGAAUGGGCAAAUGGCCCAGGCGGUGCUGGUUCUGCGGCGAAUGGCCGUAGAGGGCGUACGGCCGGGCGAGGGCACUUUCGUCGGGAUGCUGAGCUGGUGCUGUACGGUGGGCGCCCUGGACGAGGCCAGGUCCAUCCACGCGCACAUUCUGGCCACUGGGCUCGAGUCUCGACCCACGGUUGGGACCACGCUCGUGAGCAUGUACGGCCGUUGCGGCAGCCUAGGCGGUGCCGUACGUGCUUUCCAGCGGAUUCGAGACAAGGACAUUGUGGCCUGGAAUGCGAUGAUCGCGGCGUAUGCCCAGAGCGGGCAUAGCAGGGACACGAUCCGGAUAUACCACGUCAUGGAUCUGGAGGGCGUUAGGGUUGACAAGGUGACGCUCAUCGGCGUCCUGGAUGCCUGCGCCAGCCUCGCGCUCACCUCGAAAACGCGGUUGGUCCAUGCUCGGAUUGUGGACACUGGCGUGGAGCUGGACGUGGUGCUUGGAACUGCGCUUGUGAAUGCCUAUGCCCGUGGAGGGCAUCUCGUGGAUGCUGAUCUCGUGUUUGCGGAGAUGGAGGAGAGGAACGUCGCGACGUGGUCGGCGAUGGUAGCAGCAUAUGCCCAAACCGGGCAUCCCGACCGGUCGCUGGAAAUGUACCGGGAGAUGCAGCUCCAAGGGCUCCGCCCAAACUAUAUCACCUACGUGAGCAUCCUCUUUGCUUGCAACCACGCCGGGCUCCUCGACCAUGGUCUCGGCUAUUUCGCGUCCAUGGGGAGAGACUACGGGAUCGAGUCCUGCGAGGAGCACUGCAGCUGCAUUGUGGAUUUGCUGGGCCGGGCCGGACGGCUGGACGAGGCCGAGGCGCUCAUGGCCAGCGUUCCGUACAGGCUGGGAAUAUCCGCGUGGAUGUGCCUGCUCGGGGCGUGCCGGACGCACGGUGACGUGGAGAGGGGGUCCCGCGUGGCGAGGCGGGCGUUCCAGGUGGAAUCCGGGGAGGUGGCUCCGUACGUGGCCCUGUCCAAUAUGUAUGCCGGCCACGGCAUGUGGGACGAGGUCUCCAGGGUACGGCAGCUCAUGGCCAACACUCUGGACAAGUCCACGGGCAAGAGUUUCGUGGAGAUUGAUGGGCGGCUCCACGAGUUUAUCCAAGGCGAUGAGACACACCCUGAGAAAGAUUCCAUCCAAGCCAAUAUCCUGGAGCUCGAGCUAGAUUCUCCCACGGUUCCUUUGUUCCACCGCCACCACAGUGAGAAAGUGGCGGUGGCGUUUGCGAUGCUCAAGACGAGCGGCGAGAUCCCCCUGCGCGUGGUGAGCAGCCUGGGAAUAUGCCACGAGUGCCACGCCUUCAUGAAGGGCAUCUCCAAGAGAUGCCGCAGGGAGAUCGUGGUGAGGGACGCCGAGAUGCUCCAUCGGUUCGACGGUGGAUCAUGCUCGUGCGGACGUUAGCGAAAGUGACACGCGGCCGCCUCGCGACGUGGCGAAAAUGUAGGAAUGCUAGCGGCGCCCACCAAUCACGUUGCGGUAUUUUGAAACACUCUCAUUAGCUUUGUCAGGUCGGCAUGCUAUGUAAUGUCAUGAUUGCUGUAUAGGAAGGAUUAGUAUAUACAUGUCCAUGCAUGCAUGCCCGUACGUUUAUACCUUUUAAAAAUAUAGCAAACUACCUUUUAGUGGAAUA
Selaginella moellendorffii is the source of this 2381-nucleotide messenger RNA. RefSeq names its product pentatricopeptide repeat-containing protein At1g11290, chloroplastic. Gene Ontology annotation, biological process: RNA modification. The coding region runs from base 26 to 2152 and encodes 708 amino acids. The transcript has a single exon. Gene Ontology annotation, molecular function: RNA binding; zinc ion binding; protein binding. Gene Ontology annotation, cellular component: intracellular membrane-bounded organelle. NCBI's taxonomy places the organism in Eukaryota, Viridiplantae, Streptophyta, Lycopodiopsida, Selaginellales, Selaginellaceae. The record is from RefSeq and is a predicted model, not a curated record.